AUGGCCUCGGGAAGGAGCACGUCGGCCACCUCAGCCAGCUCGGCCUCUUCACCCUCCCCGAGGCCCUCCAGCUCCUCAGCAGGCCCGGCCAGGCCUCGCGGGUCCAAAGCGUCAGGCCCGAGCUGCAAGGGCGUCCCUGCGGGGCCCCACGCCCCCACGAUGCUGUGCAUGGUGGUGGAGGCCCUGGAGACCCUGCAGCUGCGGGAGCAGCGGCACGACCUGUCGGUGACGGCCAUCAAGCGCUACGUCGCGGCGGGCGCCUGCCGCUUCAAGUACCUGCUGCGCCAGGCCCUGGACAGCGGCCUGCGCCGCGGCCUCCUGGUCAGGCCCGUCAACUCCAAGGCCAGGGGAGUCACCGGCAGCUUCAAGUUAGUUCCCGACAGCAAGAAGAAGAAUCAGCCCAGGAAGAAGCCCGGCCGGCUGGCCGAGAGUGCUGGGGAGGCCAAGAAGAAGGGCCCCCCCAAACCAAGCCAAGCACAGGAGCCAGUCAGCACGGGAAAGGUGGAGGGUGUGGCCAGGAAGCCAGGAGAUGAAAGGAAGGCCCCCUCAAAACCAGCAGCAACCAGGGAGAGAGCCCCCCCGGAUGGCAGCCAGGCCAGGGGCAUCCAGGCAGAGCCGGGCGCAGCUGGGAAAGGCCCCCGCAAACCAGACAAGGCCAAGCGGUCCCCUUCCGGAGCCAGCCGGCCCCGCGGGGAGCCCACGGGCAUGGAGGGCAGCAGCCAAGGAGGUGCUGAGUCCCACAGGGAGCCCAAGACUGUGAUUGCGAGUUCAAAACCCACAGCCGGCAAGGUCAAAAAGGCAGUAGCCAUGGUCCCCAGAGGGGCAGCUGCCCCAGGGCCUAGGGAGGGGCCCAAAGCCAAGGAAGACAUCCCUCCAGAGGCCCGAGGCUCCAGGACGGGACUCAAGCCACCGGCCAGGAAGACGGUCGCCCUCAAGGGCCCGGUCAGCUCUGCACUGCCCUCCAAGGCCUCGGCCUCUAAGUUGACCAAAAAGAAAGAGGGCCGUGGCCCAGAGCUAGAAGCUGGGUCCUAGCUCCGUGAGCGGAACUGGGUGCCUGUGAGGUUUUCUGGGCUUUUCCUCCCUCACAAGCCAGCAUUCUGUUUAUUUAUUGUACUCUAUUUAUCAAUAAAGAGUUCUUUA
Tupaia belangeri chinensis (Chinese tree shrew) is the source of this 1140-nucleotide messenger RNA. It is a transcript of the gene H1-8, whose product is annotated as H1.8 linker histone. The coding region runs from base 1 to 1032 and encodes 343 amino acids. The transcript is spliced from 5 exons. Gene Ontology annotation, molecular function: DNA binding. Gene Ontology annotation, biological process: nucleosome assembly. Gene Ontology annotation, cellular component: nucleosome. NCBI's taxonomy places the organism in Eukaryota, Metazoa, Chordata, Mammalia, Scandentia, Tupaiidae. The record is from RefSeq and is a predicted model, not a curated record.